This is a messenger RNA of Phyllostomus discolor (pale spear-nosed bat), 1954 nucleotides long. It is a transcript of the gene PROKR2, whose product is annotated as prokineticin receptor 2. Gene Ontology annotation, molecular function: neuropeptide Y receptor activity. The record is from RefSeq and is a predicted model, not a curated record. NCBI's taxonomy places the organism in Eukaryota, Metazoa, Chordata, Mammalia, Chiroptera, Phyllostomidae. The coding region runs from base 144 to 1298 and encodes 384 amino acids. Gene Ontology annotation, cellular component: membrane. The transcript has 2 exons. Gene Ontology annotation, biological process: neuropeptide signaling pathway.
CCAGGAUGGCAUGUUGACUCUCCCCAAGGAUGUGGGCAGGGUGCUAAGCUCACUGACCUUGUGAGAGCAGAAGAUCUGGACCCUGAACUCAAAGUACUCAGACCCCGAGACUCCCACCCACCACUCCACCUGCAAGCUUUGCCAUGGCCACCCAGAAUGGAAACACUAGUUUUGCACCCAACUUCAAUCUGCCCCAAGACCAUGCCUCCUCCCUCCCCUUCAACUUCAGUUAUGGUGAUUACGACUUCCCUCUGGAUGAGGAUGAGGACAUGACCAAGACACGGACCUUCUUCGCAGCCAAGAUCAUCAUUGGUGUGGCACUGGCAGGCAUCAUGCUAGUUUGUGGCAUUGGCAACUUUGUCUUUAUUGUUGCUCUUGCCCGCUAUAAGAAGCUUCGCAACCUCACCAAUCUGCUCAUUGCUAACCUGGCCAUCUCUGACUUCCUGGUAGCCAUUGUCUGCUGCCCCUUUGAGAUGGACUACUAUGUGGUACGCCAGCUCUCCUGGGAGCAUGGCCACGUGCUCUGUGCCUCUGUCAACUACCUGCGUACUAUGUCACUCUAUGUCUCCACCAAUGCUCUGCUGGCCAUUGCUAUUGACAGAUAUCUUGCUAUCGUUCACCCCUUGAAACCACGGAUGAAUUUUCAAAAGGCCUUCUUCCUGACCGCUUUGGUCUGGAUGGUGUCCAUUCUCAUCGCCAUCCCAUCUGCCUACUUUGCAACAGAAACAGUUCUCUUUAACGUCAAAAAACAGAAGAAGAUCUUCUGCGGCCAGAUCUGGCCAGUAGACCAGCAGCUCUACUAUAAGUCCUACUUCCUCUUCAUCUUCGGCAUCGAGUUUGUGGGGCCGGUGGUCACCAUGACCCUGUGCUACACCAGGAUCUCAAGGGAACUCUGGUUCAAGGAAGUUCCUGGUUUCCAGACGGAGCAGAUCCGGAAGCGGCUGCGCUGUCGCCGGAAGACGGUUCUGGUGCUCAUGUGCAUCCUCACCGCCUAUGUGCUGUGCUGGGCACCCUUCUACGGCUUCGCCAUCGUGCGCGACUUUUUCCCCACGGUGUUCGUUAAGGAGAAGCACUACCUCACGGCUUUCUACGUCGUGGAGUGCAUUGCCAUGAGCAACAGCAUGAUCAACACUGUGUGCUUUGUGACCGUCAAGAACAAGACCAUGAAGUACUUCAAGAAGAUGAUGCAGCUCCAUUGGCGCCCCUCCCACCACGGAAGCAAGUCCAGCGCGGACCUCGACCUCAGAAACAGCGGCAUGCCAGCCACAGAAGAGGUGGACUGUAUCAGGCUGAAGUGACCCUUUGGUGUUUCACAAUUGAAAAUCCAAAAGCCAGAACACAGAGCAAAAUUUACCAAUAGCCAAGUUCGCUGGCUGCAUGUGGAAAGGGCAACUGUGUUCAUGCCUCACUGCCCUCAAGCUGCCGGAUGAUUCUCAGUCAUAACAUCAGACCACACACAAACCACAGCAGCUGACCUUUGCUGAUAUCUGCUCGGCACCUGCUGUAUACACAACCACGCCAAUAAGACUAGACUGAAGUAACAGCAACUGACAUUGAACAUCUGUGUGCAAACCCACCAAUGAGAUUAGACAAGGGCAACAAGAGCUGACAUUUAUUGAUUGCCUACUGUGUACAAAAAUUCAGAUAACAAAACAAAAUAGCAGAAGCUAUUGGAAUCACUAGCUAUAUCUAGAUAUAUAGAUGGUCAGGUAGAGACCACGAAUUGUUAUCUGGACUCACUCCAUCUUCCUUCAUUCUGUAUCUCAUAAGUGCAGAAAUGUCAAAGGCAAUAAGAUAAGGCACUUAAGCAUGAUGAAAAUGUAAAACUAAGUUUGUCAGUGUAUGGGGUUUAUGGCCCCAUGAGAAUGGAGUUCAUGCCAUCACAUUGAGCUUUCCCACUCAGUUCAUACUACCUCCCUAGGACAUUCCCUAGGAUUCUGGCUGCCAAAAAAAA